Camellia sinensis is the source of this 1723-nucleotide messenger RNA. RefSeq names its product mitochondrial arginine transporter BAC2. Gene Ontology annotation, biological process: transmembrane transport. NCBI's taxonomy places the organism in Eukaryota, Viridiplantae, Streptophyta, Magnoliopsida, Ericales, Theaceae. Gene Ontology annotation, molecular function: transmembrane transporter activity. The record is from RefSeq and is a predicted model, not a curated record.
GAUUAUGAUGAAAUCAAAUCAUGAUUGCGGAGCUUUCACUUGUUUCCUCUUCUUCAUUCUCUCUCUCUCUACUUGCUUUGUUCUUGGAACGAUACAAGAUUCAAAUCUAUUGCCCCUUCAUAUGCAAAUACUUCUAGAUUGAUAGAGAGAGAGAGAGAGAGAGGGAGAGAGAAUUCAGAAAGAAAUCUUCGAGACCUCUUUCCAAAAAGUGGAGCUCAUGUAUUACGGAAUUGGGUUUUUUCACACGUUUAAAAUUAAGAAAUAUAGAGAGAGAGAGAGAGAGAGAGAGAUCUAAGGAAGAGAGAAAUUAGCUUUUGAUUGGUAAUUGGAUUCAUCGCAACAAAUAAGGAAAGGAGAAGAAAGAUAAAAAGGGGGUUGUGUGUGAUUUGAAUUUGUUGAGAAAGCAGGGAAUGCAAGCUGUGAGUAGUAAAAGAGAGAUAGAGAAAGAUGGAUUUUUGGCCAGAGUUUCUAGCGAGCAGUUGGGGGAAAGAAUUCGUGGCGGGAGGGUUUGGAGGAGUAGCCGGAAUAGUGACCGGAUAUCCGCUCGACACGCUGAGGGUUCGUCAGCAGCGGCACUCCACCAGUGGUUCGGCUUUCACCAUCCUUCGCGGCGUUGUGGCCACCGACGGACCCCUUGCCCUCUACAGGGGCAUGGCCGCACCCCUCGCCUCUGUCACUUUUCAGAAUGCCAUGGUUUUCCAGAUCUAUGCAGUCUUAUCGCGCACAUUCGACUCUUCAGUUCCUGCUACAGACCCUCCUUCUUACAAAGGGGUUGCGCUUGGAGGAGUUGGAACAGGUGCCAUACAAAGCCUACUGCUCACGCCUGUCGAACUAGUCAAGAUCCGCCUACAAUUACAAAGCACAACAAAUAACGAAAAAUCCCAACUUGCAAAUUGUCAUAGAGGUCCAGUAAGUGUUGCCAAAAGAAUAUUUCAAACAGAAGGUUUGAGGGGAACGUACAGAGGCCUAACAAUAACUAUGCUCAGAGAUGCACCCGCUCAUGGUGUAUACUUUUGGACGUACGAGCGUAUGAGAGAACAACUUCAUCCGGGUUGUCGAAAGAGUGGCCAAGAGAACUUCAAAACGAUGCUGAUUGCAGGAGGCCUUGCAGGGGUUGCUAGUUGGAUUUGUUGUUAUCCGUUGGAUGUGAUCAAAACUAGACUUCAAGCUCAAUCACAAUCUUCGUCACCAAAAUAUACGGGCAUUGUUGAUUGCUUUCGCAAGAGUGUUAGGGAAGAAGGAUAUCAUGUGUUGUGGCGAGGAUUAGGUACUGCAGUUGCAAGAGCUUUUCUAGUAAAUGGGGCUAUUUUCACUGCUUAUGAAACAGCUGUGAGGUGCUUGUCUAACAACAACAACAAUCAUCAUGAAAGCAUACAAACAGACAAUGAAAUCUACAAGGAAUAGCUCUACAAUGUAUUUCAAAAAGAAAAAUCAUAUGAACGAUUAGAAUAUGAUUAGGUUAUUAUGCCAUUCUUCUUGCAAUAAAUUUAUUCUUUGUAGAGAGACUACUACAUUCAUACUCCAUUGAGGGGCACCAAAAAGAUAUGACUAGCCCAUCCAUACUCCAUUUUCAUAUCCCAUGAAAAUAAUAACAAUAAUGAUUAAGUGAUAGCUUUGUACCUAUGCAAAAAAAGGUAAUAAUAAUAAUAGUAGUACAUCAAUCGAUGAAUGUAAUUCCGAUUCAUUUCAUAAUAAUCAGAUAUGUCGGACCAUUUUAAUAUUA